Molecule: messenger RNA, 693 nt
Organism: Plasmodium yoelii
Lineage: Eukaryota; Apicomplexa; Aconoidasida; Haemosporida; Plasmodiidae
Product: conserved protein, unknown function
Exons: 8
Coding region: 1-693 (230 amino acids)
Source: RefSeq, a predicted model, not a curated record
AUGGAUAAUAAAAAGAUAAAUAUGAAAGAACACCAAUGGAGGUUAUUUGAAUAUAAUAUGAGCAAAUGGAUGAUUGAAAAUAAAUAUAUUUUGGACAAUGAAGAAAAAAAAAAAUUUUAUAAAUGUGCAAAUUAUAGUAUUGGUAGUGGUAUGCUAAAUGCUUCUUUAAUAUAUUUUUUAUGCAAAAAAAAUCAAAAGUAUUUUUCAUCUAUGUCAAGAUUAUUUUUAACUUGUUCAUUGGGCAUUUAUACUUCCAUGGUUGUAAAUAAAAUAUAUAGAAGAAAAGCAUAUACCGAGAUAUUAACAGAAAAAACAACCAUGACUGAUAAGGCAAUAGAAGUUAUGAACGAUAUAUUAAAUGUUAACAAUAAUAAAAUACCCACUAAUGAGACCAAUAAUUUGACAAAUAAAAUAAAUGAGUAUAAUGCACGAGAUGGUUCCGACAUAAAAACAAAUAGUGAUAAUAAUCGAAAUGAACAUACCGAAAACCUAGUUCAGAAUUUAAAUGAAACCAUUAUGCGCGAACAAAUAAACGAGCUCGAAAGAUGUAAAGAUGUAUCAAUUUGCACAGAUGAAAAUAUUAAAAAUAUGAUAAAAACAUUAGAAAAAUAUUCGCAGAAUUCCUAUAUAUUAAAAGAGCCCAAAGAAGGGCAAUCUAUGAGUUGGGAUGAUAUAAGAAAAAUGAAUAAGUAA